GGCGCUGAGGGAGCGGCGGCCGCAGCAGCAGCAGCAGCAGCAGCGGCAGCAGCAGCGGCAGCCUAUCCUCAGCCUAUCCCGAGCCUAUCCCCAGCCUAUCCCGGGAGCGGAGCCACUCCAGUCCGUUCCUACCGCUGAGCGGGGGGGAGGGGAGCCGCAAGGACAUGGGCCGGGUCUGAGGGCCGGGGGAGGGCAGCCUACGUGUGUGCCGCCCCGUAUUUUACUAACUGUUUGCUGCCCCCCCCCGCCCUUCUUCCCCACCUCAAGGCGGAGGGAGCACAGUCCCCUCCCUUCCCUCCCUCGCCGUGCUCCUAUGGCUCCCGUUCCUCGGAGCGUCCCCGGGAAAUAAAAUCCGCCCGGGGCCGGGAGCCGCCCCCCGCCUCCACGCACACACACACACACACACACCCCGCGGGGAGCGGCCGAGGCGGGGGAGCGCCCUCCCGGGAGAACAUGGAGGGGCCCUCGGGAUCGGCGCAGGGCAGCGAGCGGCCAAUGCUCACCGUCACACACGAGCUGAAAAACGCAAAUUUGACAGGCCAUGCGGAGAAAGUUGGCAUUGAGAACUUUGAACUCUUGAAAGUCCUUGGAACUGGGGCAUAUGGAAAAGUGUUCCUAGUAAGGAAAGUAAGUGGCCACGAUGCUGGAAAGCUGUAUGCCAUGAAAGUACUGAAGAAAGCAACGAUAGUUCAAAAAGCCAAAACAACUGAGCACACAAGGACAGAACGACAAGUAUUGGAACACAUUAGGCAGUCACCAUUUUUAGUCACACUGCAUUAUGCCUUCCAGACAGAUACAAAGCUUCAUCUCAUUUUAGACUAUAUAAAUGGAGGAGAACUGUUUACUCAUCUUUCACAAAGAGAGAGAUUCUCAGAAAAUGAGGUGCAAAUUUACAUUGGGGAAAUUGUUUUGGCGCUUGAACAUCUUCACAAGUUGGGAAUUAUAUAUCGUGAUAUAAAACUUGAGAAUAUUCUCCUGGAUUCUGAUGGCCAUGUGGUGCUGACAGACUUUGGUCUGAGUAAGGAGUUUCUUACUGAUGAGAAUGAGAGAGCAUAUUCUUUCUGUGGAACAAUAGAAUACAUGGCUCCAGAUAUCGUAAGAGGAGGAGAUACAGGACAUGAUAAGGCUGUUGAUUGGUGGAGUGUUGGUGUUCUUAUGUAUGAAUUGCUAACUGGAGCAUCACCCUUUACUGUUGAUGGAGAGAAGAAUUCUCAAGCUGAGAUUUCUAGGAGAAUAUUAAAAAGUGAGCCACCCUACCCACAAGAAAUGAGUGCACUGUCUAAGGAUAUAAUCCAGCGCCUUUUGAUGAAAGACCCCAAGAAGAGACUAGGUUGUGGUCCAACUGAUGCUGAUGAAAUCAAACAGCAUCCCUUUUUCCAGAAUAUAAACUGGGAUGAUUUAGCUGCCAAAAAAGUGCCAGCUCCAUUUAAACCAGUAAUCAGAGAUGAGUUGGAUGUCAGUAACUUUGCAGAAGAGUUUACAGAAAUGGAUCCAACAUAUUCUCCUGCAGCAACCCCACAGACUUCAGAAAAAAUAUUUCAGGGAUAUUCUUUCGUUGCACCUUCUAUUUUGUUUAAACGCAAUGCAGCUACAGUAGAUCCUGUUCAGUUUUAUGUGGGGGAUGAGCGGCCUGGAACUACAACUAUUGCCAGAAGUGCUAUGAUGAAGGAUUCUCCAUUUUUUCAACAUUAUGAACUGGAUCUGAAAGAGAAACCAUUGGGAGAAGGAAGUUUUUCCAUUUGUCGAAAGUGCUUACACAAGAAAACUAGCCAGGAGUAUGCAGUAAAAAUAAUUAGCAAAAGGAUGGAAGCAAACACCCAGAGAGAAAUAACAGCUCUGAAACUCUGCGAAGGACACCCCAACGUAGUGAAGUUGCAUGAAGUUUAUCAUGACCAGCUUCACACUUUUCUGGUAAUGGAAUUACUGAAAGGAGGAGAAUUGCUUGAACGUAUUCAGAAGAAGCAGCAUUUCAGUGAGACAGAAGCCAGUCAUAUUAUGCGCAGACUUGUUUCAGCAGUGAGCCACAUGCAUGAUGUAGGAGUAGUCCAUAGAGAUCUGAAACCUGAGAAUUUGUUGUUUACAGAUGAAACUGAUAAUUCAGAAAUAAAAAUAAUUGAUUUUGGCUUUGCUCGUUUAAAACCACCUGACAAUCAGCCUCUGAAGACUCCAUGUUUUACUCUGCAUUAUGCUGCCCCAGAGCUCUUUAAUCACAAUGGUUAUGAUGAAUCCUGCGAUCUCUGGAGUUUGGGAGUCAUUCUGUAUACGAUGUUAUCAGGACAGGUACCAUUUCAGUCUCAAGACAAAAGUUUAACAUGUACUAGUGCUUUGGAAAUUAUGAAAAAAAUAAAAAAGGGAGAAUUUUCCUUUGAAGGGGAAGCUUGGAAAAAUGUUUCUGAAGAGGCCAAAGAGUUAAUUCAAGGGCUUCUGACAGUGGAUCCAAACAAAAGAAUUAAGAUGUCCAGUCUGAGAUACAACGAAUGGCUUCAGGAUGGCAGCCAGCUGUCAUCUAACCCUCUAAUGACUCCUGAUAACUUGGGCUCUUCAGGUGCUGCAGUUCAUACGUAUGUCAAAGCCACUUUUCAUGCCUUUAACAAGUACAAAAGGGAAGGAUUUUGCCUCCAGAAUGUUGACAAGGCACCUCUUGCAAAGAGAAGGAAAAUGAAAAAAACGAGUACAAGCACAGAGACGCGUAGCAGCUCCAGUGAAAGUUCACAUUCUUCUUCCUCUCAUUCUCAUGGUAAAACUACACCAACAAAGACACUGCAACCAACAAACCCUACAGACAGCAAUAACCCAGAAACUAUCUUCCAGUUCUCUGACUGAAAAGCAGAGAAUAUUUUGUCUUGAAGAUCUGUGUGGUUAUAAACUGAGCAGUACCUUUGUCUUCUCCCACCCUUCCUCCCUGUGGCUUACAGGCUACAGAAAUAUGUCCGCCGCUUUAAUAAUGUAUUUCAGUCAUACCUUUUUAGCUUCAUAUUUCAGUACAUUUCUUUUUAGCAUUAAGUUUGGUAUCACUGGAUAUGGUAUAAUACUAUAUGACAACCAACAUUGUAUUCACUUGGGAUAAAUUACUAGUCUGCAGUCAGGCUCCUCAUAGUAAGGAGCUAUUCUGCCCUUGGUACAGCUUGGAGGAAAGCUGUUUCUCAGCAUCAGAAUCUUCCUCCCAGUUUCUUCUCCACUGUUAAAAGAAAGGAAAGCUCUGUAAAACAUAGAACUCUUGAAUCUUCUGCUUAUGUCCAGCUAUGCGAAAAAUCUCAUAGCAUUUGAUUCUUCCUGUACCUAAGGAAUGAUUGGUACAAUCCACCAAAGAAGUGAAGUACUCAAAGGCCUCUUAAAUUUGUGAUGACAUUCUAUGACAUUUAUUUGAAUUUUGAGAACAGAAUGAAGUGUUGUGCAACUCUUAGGUUGCUUUAAAAAGUUGUUCCAUAUCUCUUGUUUUAAACAAUUGAGAAUAUGUCUAAGAUUUUUUUUAUUUAUUUAAUUUUUUAGAAAACAUCUGGAGUAAAAGAUGUCUGAUAAGGUGACAUGUCAAAUACUGUGAUACAGUAAUCUUUGUUUCUACUUUUUGAAGUUAAUAACUUUUAAAGUGUUUUACAGAUUCUAAAACAUGAUAUUACAGAAAGCGAAAUUUCAUAUUGAAUGUUUGAAAAAUGGUCACGCGUUAAAAUGUCUAUUCCAAGAGUUAACUAUAAUUUAUAUUUUCUUUUUAUAUUUACACAAAUACUUUAAAAUACUGAGAUUUUUUUAAAGAUGCAAAAACUUCGGUUUCAGCAUUUGUUAUUAUAGGGUCCAUACAAAUAUAUACCAAGUUAUUUGAAUUUUGCAUUGUGCAAAUACAUCAGUGUAAUAGUGACUGUAAAAUAUUAGAAUAUAUGUUUUCUUCUUUGCACUUUAUAACAUCAAAAUGAGAUGUUUUAUAAUAAAGUGCACUCAGAUUUCUCUUCCUACAAGGUGCUGAGCACUGUUUUAUUGGAUCGAGUGACCUGAAAUCCGCAUUAUGUGGUGGCUGUGGUCAUUGUGAAGGAGAAUUCUGUACUUUGCAGGUGUGAAUCCCUGUAUAUUAUCCGCUGUUUCCAUUCCUUACUUAAAACUGCAAAACUCUUUCUAUCCCGCUUUUACAUUGUAUAUAACAAAUACUAGACCUGGGCACCUUGUGUGUAGUGUAGAUGUUAACAACUUAUGCACUGGGAAUACUAAAGGGAAAUUAUAUUGAACACUGUGCUUCACAACUUGUUCACUGUGGUGUUCUACAGUGAAGUAUUUCCUACUGUGAUAGUAUAGUAUGUACAUAACUGUUUGGAAUCAUAAAUGUGACUUACAGAAACAUCAGCAUAAACUUUUAAAUCAGCAUAUUUUAUAAAUUUAUGGAGAGCUCUUUUAUUGCUCGUAUUCUCCAUGUCUAGAGACAACUCCAGUUUUGCAAAUGCUUAGAUGUGUAAGUUUCCACUAAAGUUAGAUUGAAUCAUUGUGUAAAGUUAAUUAAAUCCUAAAUUUCUGUGAUGGUAGAAUAAUUGACAGGAGGAAUUUGUUAACAGAUUGUUCUACUCUAAAGUAAAUUAAUACGAACCCUAUGCAAAAAGAAAAAAAAAGAAAAGAAAAAAGAUAUAGGAAUUGUUUAUAUCAGUGGUUUUAUUUAUAGAAUUGCAUCAGAUAUCAGUAUUGACAAAUACAAUACAUCCAUGUUUACAGGGAUUGUGUGUAUCAAAACAAGGCUUUGAAGCCCAACAUGUUUGUUCUGUGUUUCUUUGAUAUUAAUAAUGGCAUUCUGAGGUUUUGGAAUUGCUCAUGUGAAAUAGUUUACUACUUUCUUGAUGUGAAUGUCAACAGUAAUUGCAGCAUUAAUUUCAGGUUGAUGUGAAUAUUGAGAUUUGCACUGUUUAUGUAGAGGUAGUAUAUUUAAAGAUCAGUAUAUGUGCUAAUAACACAACCGAUUUUAAGUGGCUGAUGUUAAAAUAUUGAAAAAUAAUUGUCAAUGUAAUAUAUUCAGGUUUGCUUUCUGAAUGCUCUUUUUGGAAGUGAUCUCAAUAGUGAAAAUGGCUCAUUUGUAAAAGAAUACUUUCCCUCUCCCCAAUAAACUUGCUGUAAAUACGAAAACAACAAUCCACAAUUAAUACUUAUUGUGUAGUCAGUACAAGUAAAUUGAGGGAGGGAGAGAAGGUUGUUCUUAAAUUUUAUACCUUGAGGAUUUCUUGGAAUUUAUUGUCUUCAUAGUGAGAAAAACAAAAACGCAAUUUUGGGUUUGAUUUCUUUCAAGCGUAGCAAAGAAUCUCUUAGAUGCCAAAUAGCUCUGGAAUAUUGUGACCCUUGUGUAAUAACUUUUUCAAAGUUGGAAGCAUCGUACAUUUGUUUUUCUCUCGGGAAAUUUAAGCUGAUGCCUGACAAACUGAUGAAACGAGAAAAAGAAGAUUCAUACAAGAAACUGUAUGUUGCAGAUGAUGGCUGUGUUGUCUGGUGCUGGGUUUUUUUUUUCCCCCACACAGGUUUUGAGAGAUUGAGUCUAAAAUGAUUAGAGUAGGUCACUUGCAUCAAAUACAACUUUUACUCAAUAAUAUUUCUCUUUCUUCUUUGUGCUCUAACAGUAGUUAUUUAAUAAAAGAUUAAAAACAGGAUGUUUUUUGGUCUGGGUAAGUAGUCCUAGCUGUUGAUUCGCUUUUGCUUUUAACCAGUUACCUGGGAUAGCUGAAAUAUUAUCACCUCUGACUUUCUACUGCCUCUGGGUAACAGAUCUUUUGUAUUGGAUGCUAAGCUGCUUGGGUUUAUAGAUAGGCAUCUUUACAUAAACAAAUUCUGUUUACACUGAAUAAAACUGGAUUUGCAAUCUAGGCAGCUCAAGAGUGGGUUCACUUUUUGUUCAGAUGCAGGAGGCUAUUUACUCAUGGCAGAAAGAUGUUCUUUUCUUCAGCUUAAUCUCUUGCUCAGCCUGGCACUCCAGGUAUGAUAAACAUGGACCAGAUUUUUAAUAUUCAUACCAGUAUUUCAAAUCUGAGGUAUACAAGCUAAGCUUGAUUAUUACUUCAAAUACUUUUUAUUGCCGUCUUAAAGAGGUGUUAGACUGUAAACUGUUUAUACUCGAAUUUCAUUUAAGGUGCUGCUAUGUGUCAAAAAACCUUAAUGUCUAGUAAUGAUCUUUCUUUACUAUUAUCAGAUUUGACACAUUCAGCAAUGUUGUGAGAUUUCUUUGAAAGAUCAAAUUUCUUAUCAGUAAAGAUGUUUAUAUUAAUCUUAAAUGUACUAGCUACUAUGUUGGUAAAGCUAUUUCUCUGUAGUAUUUCUUGAAAUGCAGAUAUUAAUGGGAAAGGUGUUAGAGGAAUACAAACAAGGUAAUAUUUUUACUGUUCCUCUGACAUGGUGAAGUUUCUACCCUUUUUAUAAGGAAAAGCAAAUGAAAUGUUUGUUUCUUAGUAGAAUGAUCUGUGCAUCUGGCAUUUGUAUUGUUUUCUGCUACAGAAAAUAUCUUCAUUAAAAUACUAUAUUGACAGUUUUGAGAGAGAGCAUAAAAAUACAGUAUUGCAUCAGAAUGAUUUGAAACUUGUGAGUUGGCAAUUGCUGAUGUAUGUAUCCUCUCUGCCCUUUUCCGUGGCUGCUUUUUGGAACAAAAUAACAAUACCUGCACAGCCAUGAUCCCUGGUGCUCAUCCAGGAGCAGAAUGCUGUCUUGUUAAGAAAAAUAAAAGGAAAUAAUCACAUGAUUCUCUUAUAUGUUUUAUUAGUUCUGAUGACGUGUUGUAGAAGUCUCUUACGUUUUCAGUAUGCGCAUGUAUUAUGUAUGUGUGUGUAGAUUCAUGCUGUAUUGCACAAGUCUAGGCCUCCAUUGAAAGUAAUAGGCCUUUUGUUUUAAGAGAACCUUUACAUAACUUUACUUACUGUGUGAAUUCUUGACUCAUACAGAUUCAGAGGAGCAGACAAGGGGACUUCUGCAGAAGAGGAAGAAGGUUAAGGGAAAUUAAUAAUGAGAAGCUUCAGGUGACAUGAUUUUUGUUAUUCACUCGAUGUAAUUCCAGGUAUUUUUAUAACAAAUCUUGCUGUUUUCAUUCUUUUUCCCCAUGUACAACAGUCUUUCACUGUGCUGAAUUUUACAUUGCAGAGCAUUGCAUUCCUUUCCUUUGGGAUGCUUUUGCUGUAGAAGCGUCUUGAUCUUUGUUUACCUGUCAGAAGUACUUUUGAGUGAGCUCCUUUGAUCCACAGGGCACUGGAGUCUGUAAAAGAUGACAGUGGAGAGCUAUUGGCUAACUCUCGCCCACUCUCUGUCAUUUUUAUCUAUCACUUUUUCAGUACAUAGUGGGAGUUCAGAGCACCUGCAUAGGAAGGAAGGUCUAGAAAUCAGGAUGAUUCCAGUACUGUGUACUAGGGCAGGAAGUAGUGAUGCUCUUAAUUUCUUAAACCAGUGGGAGCAGUCUUGUCUGAUGUGGGUGGACGCAACAAGAGCAGAGAAAUGUAAGCCACCUGGAAUUAUAUGAAUUUGAAUAAAACAGCCUCCUGUCCCCCCUAGGGCUGUUUCUGAUCCUUUUGGCUCCCAGCUCUGAUCUUCUCCUGGUUCAGGUGUUAUCACCUCUCAGCCAGCCUGUGUUCUAUCAACUUAGCUGAGACAUCUUGGUGAACACUGAUAAUAAAAGGGAUUGAUUGAUUUUGAAGUAGGAAUGAAACACUGCAAAACUUAAUAUAUUACAUCAAUUUUCGAAAGCUAAAGUUCUGCUCGAAUGUACAAAGGAGUCCCUGCUAUUCACAUGUGUUGUAGAUAUACGCCAUAACAAAAUCUACCUUAGUACGUUUUAUCAGUUAUGAGAAUAAUUUUGUUUGACACUUGGAGGUAUGCUAAAAUAUCUUUCAUGUAUAAACCAGUUAUUGUAAUUAUGGCAAAGUGAGGAGAAAGGAGGAAAAGUCUGCAGACUGUGAUG
Molecule: messenger RNA, 7894 nt
Organism: Coturnix japonica (Japanese quail)
Lineage: Eukaryota; Metazoa; Chordata; Aves; Galliformes; Phasianidae
Gene: RPS6KA5
Product: ribosomal protein S6 kinase A5
Biological process (GO): intracellular signal transduction; protein phosphorylation
Molecular function (GO): magnesium ion binding; ATP binding; protein serine/threonine kinase activity
Source: RefSeq, a predicted model, not a curated record